Messenger RNA from Rhinichthys klamathensis goyatoka, 2035 nucleotides. It is a transcript of the gene acbd4, whose product is annotated as acyl-CoA binding domain containing 4. The record is from RefSeq and is a predicted model, not a curated record. Gene Ontology annotation, molecular function: fatty-acyl-CoA binding. Bases 278 to 1522 code for a protein of 414 amino acids. The transcript is spliced from 11 exons. NCBI's taxonomy places the organism in Eukaryota, Metazoa, Chordata, Actinopteri, Cypriniformes, Leuciscidae. Gene Ontology annotation, biological process: autophagy of peroxisome; fatty acid metabolic process.
CUCCAUCACGUGAUAGAACCAGGAAGUGAACUCCUGGUCGAAAUUCCAAAAGUUGAACGAUCCAUUUAUUAGAGAACAGUAGCAUACAAUCCUCGAACUGAUUGUGCAAGGAAAGCGUGUACCGCUUUUAUAAACUCUGUUUCCAACGUGACCGGUGGUUAAUAUUGUUUUAUUACAGUUAUAUGUUCGGGUGUUAUGGCAGCAGGAGCACAGGGCAGGUUGUCCAGUUAAUGCGCAUGCGGCAGCAGAAGUGUGGGAAAGAUAGAGACCGCAUGAUAUGCCAGCUCUUGCAAUGUCCGAGACCGAGGACUGUCAAAGGCGCUUUCAGGCGGCUGUCGACGUCAUUCAAACCCUGCCCAAAAAUGGUUCCUACAGACCCUCUUAUGAAGUGAUGCUGCGGUUUUAUGGCCUGUACAAACAGGCGGUCAGUGGCCCAUGUACAGCGCCACGCCCUGGAUUCUGGGACCCUAUAGGCCGUUACAAAUGGGAUGCUUGGAAUCAGCUGAGAGACAUGAGUCGAGAGAGUGCCAUGGCUGCUUAUGUGGAUGAAAUGAAGAAAGUUGCACAAGAGGUAAUAAACACCAUGCAAAUCAAUGAGAAGACUGCAUCCUUUUUCCACUAUUUUGAACCUCUCUACCAUGUCAUUCAUGAUAUGCCUAGACCUCCAGAGGCAGUUUUAUCUCUCAGAUCAGAUGUAAAUACCAAGGAAACAAUUGAUGGUUUGGCUGAACAUGAUGUGGAGAAGGCAACUCAAGAGCCGGCUCUUCAACAGGAGGACACAGAGACAGUCCUUGACAAUGAACUUCAACCUGAGAGCACAGAGCCACUUCUGUCUCGGGGUCAGGGGCCGACUAGUGACUCAGAGAGUGAAGUCUUUUGUGACUCAUUGGAACAGCUGGACACUAUAAGGCUUGCUGCAAUGCCAGGUGGUAAUUCCAGUUUCCAGAAUGGGGAUGCACAGACUGAGACCUCUGGAAUCCAGGAGCAUCAUUACAGCCCCCUCUCUCAGGUGACUCAGAUGGGUGCUGGACAUGGUGGUGAGGGGGCAGAAGAUAGGCAUGGUCGUCCCAUGAGGAGGAGGACCACAGAAAGACAGGAAAUGCAGCAGGACAGGAGGGAUCCUUCUGGUUAUAUGUCUCACCGCAAUGCCAGAUGGCCGGAGCGGCUCUCCUCAGGGGCUGGUUCAGGGCAAGGGGGCAGAGACGAUUCUAAAGGUGGGCCUAACGGGCUACAGGACGGCCAGGCGCAGCAGCAGAUCAUUCUUGCCUUACAGCAACUCAGAGAGGCCAUGCAGAGUGUCAUGGAGCGACUAGAGGUAGUUGAAGGUCUUGCAACUGCAAAUGCUCAAAAUUCACAAUGGAGAUCCCAUUUACAAUGCACAGCUGCAGAGGCUGAGGAGAAAUGGUGGCCAUUUGACUUCUCUGGACGCACAUUGCUGCUGUUGUUGGUGUGGCCUUUUGUGACUAAGGGCUUAAUGUUUUUGUUGAGACGGAAGAAGAGAAAGAUUCAUGCGUGCAUAUAAAUUUACUGUACUGAGUAGAAAUUAAAGUAACAGUCAAGCUAAAGAAUGAUCAUAAUUGUGACCUGGUGUUCAAUGAUUCAAUUAUAACUUGUUUGUUAGCGUCAGGUGAAGGCAAGAAAUGUUCUAACCUCAUAUCUCUGAAAUGUGAUCAUUUAAUCUUGUAUGAACAAGAUGAGUGCAGUUCUGGAGUCCAGGAGCUGAUUGUGUUAAUCAAAUGUUCAUUAAGUGUUCUAUGUAAUGCUGGUUAAAUGUAGCUGUGUGCAGAGACUUUGUCAAUAAUGUAUGAUAUCCGUUCUCUGGUAUUUUGAAAAUAAGUCAUGUUAAUUAGCAUGUCGUUGUUAAUGGUUGAAAAUGUAAAUGCCUUCUGCACCACAAAGGAGUAUAGACCUGCUGAUCAUACUUGCAGAAUGCAGACAUUGGCCUUUGCGUGGGGAACAUAACAUGCACAGAUUCAGAAGCCGUCACUCUGAUGAUAAAAGGACCAGCAAUACAAUAUCUUCUGACCAUAAACCA